Molecule: messenger RNA, 1833 nt
Organism: Ostreococcus tauri
Lineage: Eukaryota; Viridiplantae; Chlorophyta; Mamiellophyceae; Mamiellales; Bathycoccaceae
Product: unnamed product
Exons: 1
Coding region: 1-1833 (610 amino acids)
Source: RefSeq, a predicted model, not a curated record
AUGGCGGCGGUGAUGCGCGCGGAAGAAGUCGCGCGAGACGAUGCCCCGUCCCUCGCGGAGGCCGUGGAGCUGUGCGCGUCGACGAGCAAGGAGAAGAAACUCGUGGGGGCGUAUUUGGCGGCGCAAAUUCUCCAAAAUGCACCGCAGUCGGAGAUCGCCGAGCGCGAUCUCGACGCGAUCGCGCGAGCGCUCGGAUCGAAGUUCAUCGAUGAGCUGCUGCGCCCGAAAUCCAAGGGCGAGGACGCGCGAAUGGGGACGGAGUUGGGUUUGAGGGUGUGCGAGACGCUGGCGAAAAGCGCGCGGUUCGCGCGGAGCGCGACGUGCGCGUACUGGAUCGACGCGCUGAGCGAUGCGGCGAUGCGGAAGGAGGGUGGGAUAUACGAGGGUGUGAGCGACGACGGGGUCGCGUCGGCGCUGGCGAUUUCGUUGCGGCACUUGACUUUGAGCGCGAGCGCGCGCGGCGGCGAAGUGAACAUCGGGAAGCGCUUGGUCGAGGCCGCGGUGGAGGCGCUGAAGCGAACAAAGGGCGAAAUCAUCGGGCGUCUGACCGCGUAUGCGCUCGACGUCGUGGACUGCGCGCUGACGAGGGGUGAGAGAGUGGAGGAGGACGCGCGGGUCGUCGCGCGCGCGGCGCCGGAAAUGUGUCGCGUCUUGAGGGAAACCGCGGGCGAUGGCGCGCAGCUCCGAGCGCUCGCAGCGCUUCACUCCUUGUUCUGUGGUGUGUUACAGCGCGAGCCAGAGCUCUGGGAGACGUGGGACGACGAGCAUCCGAGCUGGCGGCAGGAUUUGCUCGAGGGACUGUGGGUGAUUUUGAGUUCGCGCACGCCGCGCGUGUACAGAUUCGUCGCGCUGGACGUCGCGAGGUGCAUGAGCGACGGCACGUUCGCGAGCGAGAACAUAGAAGUGGACGCGAACGAUGAGGGUGGUGCCGUCCCUUGGUUGUACGCCGCGAAGGCGACACCGCCGGCUGCCGUCCUCGCGGGCGCCGUGAGCGCGGGGUCGACGAAAAAGGUGCCAAGCUUUAUGUGCCUCCUCACCGAGCUCGUGCGAGUGGAGGUCAACGUCGGUCUGUACGCGCUAUUGAACGCUAAUGCCGAUGAUUCUAAAGACGAACCGCUCGAUCCGGAGAAGGAGGCGCUCACGUUCCACGGUUUGACGACGGCGCUGGAACUCUUCCCGUGUCUCAUUCAAGGCGCUGCGGACGUCGCCGAGUGCGAGGAAGCCGGUCGUAUCACGUUGAGCGAAGCGAUGGGAUGUCUUAGCGCGGGCGAGCUGAUGAAAAUAGUGGAAACACUCGCGGACAUUACGUCGAGCAUACUUGAGGUGUUUGAAGAUACGUCAGAUCGCGAGAAGGUGGACCCGUUGGUGUGCGUCAAGAUGAUCCAAUGCGUCAGCGCGCACCUCAUCGAGGCCCCAGAGCUUCACCAGGACCGAAUGGAGAAAUUAUUGACGUACUGGUUCGGUGAAUUCUUGGAUCGAUGCGAGGGCGAUACGCGGUAUUACGCCGAGGCGAGGUUCGGCGAACACUUUUUAACAUUCUUUGGCAUGGUGACGACUUCGUCGUGGGGCAUCGAGCUCAUGUGGGAGUGCGGAUACGUCAGGGUUUUAAAAAAAUUCUUAGAGGACGUUCGCCCGACCGACGGUCCGGCCCAUCCCUUGGUCGAGGGGAUCUUCGCCGCCGUGGGAAGCCUUCGUCAGAAUGUCGACAAUUCCACAGAAGUUCUCGGCGACGUCAAGGCGCCCCUCCUCGAGGCGCUCGACGAGCUCCUUCGCGCGUCGCCCGCGCCCGUUGUGAAAUCGUUGACGCACAUGAUGGCCGAAGCGUCGAUGUGA